AUGACCAGGCCAAGGUACAACCCCUUUAAGCACGAGUUAACAAACAUCGAUAUCGUACAUCGUGCAUCAGCUGUAGCACCUUACUCUUAUCAUAAAAAGGAAACUUUGAACAAACCCAAAUCAACUGCAUUUAAAGGGAGUAAAUGUGAAUGGGGCAUUGGUGUUUUCAUAUGCUCUAGUGAGGAUAGGCAGGCACUAGAGAUGUCAGAAAGUGAAUCAACAGACUCCACCCAAAUCGAGGGUGACCAAUCAGUUCGCCAAGUUUGUGCAAAUGGGGUUUGCAUGAAGACAAAUGUAGUUGAAGAAAAGCUAGAUAAAGGAAAUAUUCAAGAGGCCGAAUCUGCAUUACGUGAUGGUUUAUCGCUGAAUUUCGAGGAAGCACGAGCUCUUCUUGGAAGGUUAGAGUAUCAACGGGGAAAUGUUGAAGGUGCUUUACGGGUGUUUGAAGGUAUUGAUCUUCAAGCCGCUAUACAAAGGAUGCAACCUUCUAUUUCAGAGAAACAGCCUUCUAAGAAGGGCCGUUCACGAAGUGAAUCUACACACGCUGUCUUACAGCAUUCUGCCAGUCUUGUGCUUGAGGCCAUAUAUUUGAAAGUCAAAUCUCUUCAAAAGCUGGGGAAAUUGGCAGAGGCUGCUCAAGAGUGUAAAGGCGUGCUUGAUGCAGUGGAAAAGAUAUUUUAUCAUGGCAUACCUGACGUGUUGGUAGCGAAUAAGCUGCAAGAAACUGUAAGCCAUGCGGUCGAGCUCCUUCCAGAGCUGUGGAAGCAAGCUGGUUGCUAUCCUGAAGCAAUGUCUUCAUAUCGAAGAGCCCUCCUAAGUCAAUGGAAUCUCGAUAAUGAUUGCUGCGUGAGGAUUCAAAAAGCAUUUGCUAUUUUCUUGUUGUAUGGUGGAGUAGAGGUUGGCCCACCGAGUUUAGCUGUACAAAUUGAUGGAUCGUAUGUUCCUAAAAACAAUCUGGAAGAGGCAAUUUUACUUUUGAUGAUUCUCAUGAGAAAAUUUUACCUUGGGAAGACCAAAUGGGAUCCAUCGGUUCUCGAACAUCUUACUUUUGCUCUAUCCCUAAGCAGCCAAACUUCUGUUUUAGCCAAGCAACUUGAAGAAGUCAUGCCUGGGGUAAUACAUCGUGUUGAUCGUUGGAAUGCAUUGGCCCUUUGCUUUAUUGGAGCCGGACAAAAUAAAUCUGCCUCAUAUCUACUCAGGAAGUCUCUACACCAACAUGAAGAGCCAGAUGAUAUUAUGUCACUAUUGCUGGCUGCGAAAAUUUGCAGCGAGGAUGUGUUUCUUGCUGCUGAGGGAGUGAAAUAUGCACAGAGGGCAAUUGCUAAUGCACAGGGAGUAAAUGAACAUUUAAAAGGUGUUGGUCUCCGUAUGUUGGGCCUGUGCUUGGGAAAGCAAGCAAAAAAUUCUUCUUCAGACUUUGAGAGAUCCCGUCUUCAGUCGGAAGCUCUGAAAUCAUUAGACAGUGCAAUAGCCCUGGAGCGUGAAAAUUCCGAUGUAAUUUUCGAGUUAGGAGUUCAAUAUGCUGAGCAACGGAAUUUGAAUGCAGCUUUGCACUAUGCCAAACAGUAUAUCCAUGCAACAGGAGGAUCUGUGUUAAGAGGUUGGAGAUUGCUUGCUUUAGUUUUAUCUGCUCAACAACGAUUCAUGGAGGCUGAAGUGGUUACGGAUGCUGCUUUAGACGAAACAACAAAGUGGGAACAAGGACCACUGCUCAGGAUGAAAGCAAAGCUGAAGAUUUCCCAGUCUCUUCACAUGGAUGCUAUUGAGACUUACCGAUCCCUCCUUGCAUUAGUCCAAGCCCAAAGAAAGUCUUAUGGGCCACUUUUAAGAGUGCCUCAGUUGGAAGAUGACAAAAUAAAUGAGUAUGAAGUUUGGCAUGGGAUGGCGAACUUGUACUCUAGCCUAAGUCAUUGGAAAGAUGCAGAGAUAUGUUUGGGAAAAGCUAGAGGUCUUAUCAACUAUUCUGCAGAAACACUGCACACUGAAGGCGUUAUGCAUGAAAGACGUGGACAACAUAAUGAAGCUUUAGCUGCUUAUAUAAAUGCCCUUUUGUUGGAACCGAACUAUGUACCUUGCAAGAUCUUAAUUGGUGCGCUGUUGAUUAAGAUGGGCUCCAAGAUGUUGCCAGUUGCCCGAACUCUACUCUCAGACGCUUUAAGAAUUGAACCGACCAAUAGUAUGGCUUGGUAUAAUUUGGGAUUGGUUCAUAAGGAUGAUGGCCGAAUAGCCGAUGCUGUCGACUGUUUCCAGGCUGCUUCCAUGCUUGAUGAGUCAGAUCCUAUUGAAUGUUUCAGUUCCAUUAUUUGA
This is a messenger RNA of Fraxinus pennsylvanica, 2307 nucleotides long. NCBI's taxonomy places the organism in Eukaryota, Viridiplantae, Streptophyta, Magnoliopsida, Lamiales, Oleaceae. The record is from the annotation of a GenBank genome assembly.